Molecule: messenger RNA, 990 nt
Organism: Lodderomyces orthopsilosis Co 90-125
Lineage: Eukaryota; Fungi; Ascomycota; Pichiomycetes; Serinales; Debaryomycetaceae
Exons: 1
Coding region: 1-990 (329 amino acids)
Biological process (GO): regulation of cell cycle
Cellular component (GO): nucleus
Source: RefSeq, a predicted model, not a curated record
AUGUCAAAAGAUUUGAAAGCUCUAUUGACAUCCUUUAAAGAUGCCACUCAGUACUGGGUUGCAAAUUUGACCGGUGAUCGAAUUUCCCAAAUCAAGGCGUCAAAAGUAGAUAAUCCCUUAGAUGAGCUACUGAAAUUAGUCAAGUUGAUUAAAGCACAUGUAACAAAGGUGGGAAUAAUAUUCAAGCCAGAAACAUUAGCGAAACAAGAAUCUACAGCUUAUAAUACAUUAGAAAAACUUUCAGAAUCACUCAUAUUGUUGGUAUCAGUUAUAUCGCAACUCCAAGCCAAUCAAAUAUCAAAAUUGUUUUACAAUGAGAUAGUUCAUCAAACUACACAGCUAAUAGAGUCGAAUCAUGAAUUGGCCAUCGAGCUUACAUAUAUAUACGACGAGAAAGAAGAUUCCGCGAGAUUGGUAUCUGUAGGUAAGAUCUGGUCAAAUUGUGAUUCACUCACAGAAUUGAUAAAUAACGGAGCCUUGAAUCUACUCACAUCGAAAAUAAAACAAAGUAUCGGACUAAUUGACGACGGGUUUGAUGAGUUUGUUGAGUGGGUUAAAAACCCGGUAGAUAUUAAUGAUCCAUUUGGAUUCAGCGACGAUGAAGGCGAUGAAGAGGAAGGCGACAAGUUUGACGAUGGAGAAAAGAGUAACGAUGAAGAAGAAGAUUCUGCAGAGCUAAAAGCCUAUGCCGAGAAAUGGCUAAAGAAGAUUGAAUUGGACAGGCUACUUCUUGCAUCGUUCAAAAAGUCAUUACCUAAAUCCACAUCGGGCGCUCAAAUUGAUGAAAUUGAUUUCUUACAGAGAAAAAUCUCCAAUCUGAUUGACAAAUUGAUAGUUGAUUUGAUGUUGAACAGAGAAAUUACCAAAGAAACAGAAUCAAUCUCAAAAGAUAUAUCAACUUAUUCCAUUAAACUAGCUAAACUAGCUGAAUCUAUACAUACUGAUAAAAGAUCCACUUGGUAUUCCACCUGGAUAACUAAGUUCAAUUAA